Rotaria socialis is the source of this 1530-nucleotide messenger RNA. The record is from the annotation of a GenBank genome assembly. Lineage: Eukaryota; Metazoa; Rotifera; Eurotatoria; Philodinida; Philodinidae.
AUGCAGAUUAAUAAUAUUGUUGGAUUUGAUUUGCCAAUGCCUGACUCAGCGAACACUACUGAUCCGAAUGCAUCAUUGUUAUCGAAGCCCGAGCAUUCGCAGAAUUCUAAACAAAAAUCGGACAAUCUUCUACAAUCAAUUGGCUUUCGUUCUAUGAUUAUUUUUCAAAUACUAGCAUAUGGAUCGUAUUCUAUAUUAAUAUUAGAAUUUUUAAAUUUAGGUACGUUGAAAAAUUCAUCGUAUGUUUCGAAAAAAGUCACAACAACAUCUAUUAUCAUGCCCGAAAUGUAUAUUCGUCCAUUGGGUGUACCCAUGAUUGCUGUUUACUGUAUAUUUAGCGGUCUUGCAGGAGUAUAUAAUGAAUGGAUUCUAAAAAAACACUAUACUGAAUCACUUCAUCUCCAAAAUAUUUUUCUCUAUACUUAUGGAACUCUUCUGAAUUUAUUUCCAGCUGUUGCUUCUGCAGUGGCUAAAUCCGGAAGUGGACAUAUAUUUAAUCCAUUCGAUGGUUUUUCAUUUUACACUUGGCUAAUUGUGUUAACACAAGCAUUGAAUGGUUUAUUUAUAAGUUUGCCCAAUGGUAUAAAAAUCCUGGUUACACCGCUGGUGUUUAUCGUUCAACGUAUUAUUGAUCAUCGUUUUCGAAAUGGUCGAAAAGAAUUUUUGAUAGCAUGGAAAGGUUAUCCUGAUGAACAAAAUACUUGGGAACCUCAACAAAAUUUAGAUUGUCCAGAUCUAAUAACGGAAUAUGAAGCGCAUUUAUUACAGCAAUCUCGUUAUAUGAAUCCUGAUACUGAUACAUCAUCUCUUUCACAACAAAAAAAAGUUGAAGAUGAAUGUCAAGACUUCACUAUACCACGUACAACAAAUCCUGGGAAUAAAUUAUCGGUAUUAGAUUCUGUUCUUCAACAUGUUACAUUAUUUUCUGGUGUUGAAAAUGCUCGACAAUGGUUCACAAAACUUGAUUCAAAAUUAUGUGAACUUCAUUUAUCUCUUAUUGAUCGACUUGAAAUUUUUCGAAAUCUUUUCACCUGUGGCGCAAUGAUUUGGUCUAGUAUAAACAAAGAUAAGUUUAAAUCUUAUACUGAUUUUUGUCGACUUUUUGCAUUUGCAUAUUUUAAAUUCGAACAAUUCUCCAAGCAUACCACGAUAGAACCACAAAAUAAAACUUCAUCAAUGCUUGCAUCUGCCAUAAUUAAUAAUGCAUUACUAGAUAUUUCUCCUGAUUGUUUGAUUAAUCCAUCUGCUUCAGCUGUUUGUUCUAAUAAAUCACAAGAAUCAACUGCUAAGGAUAUCUCUAAUUCUAUUUUAUCAACUACUAUUUGUAAAGCAUUGAUUGAUAAAUUCGUUAAAGAUCCACUUAAAUUUCAUGGUGGUAAAGACAAUAUUUAUCGAUGGAUUGAUGAAAUCGAUCAACAAUUCAAAACCAUGAAUUUAUGUGAUUCGUAUAAAUUAAAUCUAAUUCAUAUAUGUCUUAAAGGUGAAGCUUAUCAAUGGUUUCAACCACAACCAAUGCCAUUUACAUCAUGA